AUGCAACCACACUCUUACAAGGUGUUAUCCGACGAUACCACCAUUGCCAAGCCGAUCACUGAUGAUCGUUCCUACCGUCUUUUCAAGUUAGAUUCCAAUGAUCUUAGAGUGCUUGUGAUAAAUGAUCCCCAGGCAGAUAAAUCAGCUGCAUCAUUAGAUGUUAAUGUUGGUUCAUUUACUGAUUCAAAAUUUGGCAUUCCUGGAUUGGCACAUUUUUGCGAGCAUUUAUUAUUUAUGGGAACGGAAAAAUACCCUCUUGAAAAUGAAUAUUCCAGCUACUUGUCUAAACAUUCCGGUAAUUCAAACGCUUACACUAGUAGUGAACAUACUAAUUACUAUUUCCAAGUUGGGUCCAACCAUUUAGAAGGAGCAUUAGAUAGAUUUGCUCAAUUUUUCAUAGCUCCCUUGUUUAGUUCCAGUUGUAAGGAUCGAGAAAUCAAUGCUGUUGAUUCGGAAAAUAAAAAAAACUUGCAGAAUGAUGAUUGGAGAUUAUAUCAGUUAGAUAAGUUGAACACAAACGGUGAACAUCCAUAUAAUGGGUUCUCCACGGGUAAUUACCAGACUUUACAUGAAGAGCCAGUUUCACGAGGCGUUGAUGUGCGUGAAGUGUUGAUGGAUUUCCACAAGAAUCACUACAGUUCAAAUUUAAUGAGUUUGGUUAUUCUUGGUAAAGAAGACCUUGAUACUUUAACUUCAUGGGCAAUUGAAAAAUUCAGUGCUAUACCUAAUAAAAGCUUACCUCGACCAAAUUACAAUGGUGAAGUUAUUUUAAAACAAGAACACUUGGGCAAGUUAAUCAAGGCUAAUCCAAUCAUGGAUAAUCAUCAAUUAGAACUUGAGUUUAUGAUCCCCGAUGAUUUUGAAGAUAAAUGGGAUACCAAGCCAAUGGGGUAUUUUUCCCAUUUAAUUGGUCAUGAAUCUGAAGGGUCGAUCCUUUACUACUUAAAAUCUAAAGGUUGGGCUACAGAAUUGGCACUGGGAAACCUGAAAGUAUCUCAAGGAAACUCAUUCUUUAUAAUUGAAUUUACCUUGACUCCAUUAGGAUUUGCCAAUUGGCAAGAAAUUGUCAAGUUGACAUUUGAUUAUUUACAUAUGGUGGUCAAUGAUGAACCCAAGGAAUGGAUAUGGAAAGAGUUACAAGAAAUGAGUGAAGUAAACUUUAAAUUCAGACAAAAGAUGGAUCCUUCAAGUACGGUUUCCAAGUUAAGUAACCACUUGUAUCAAUUUGAUGAAUUUAUCCCACCAAACCACUUGUUGAGUUCGAGCGUUUAUCGGAAAUUUGAUCCUGAAUUGAUUAAAAAGUAUGGACAAUAUUUAAAUGCUGAUAAUUUUAGAGUCUUUUUGGUGUCACAAUUAUUGCAAGGAUUGACUAAGAGUGAAAAAUGGUAUGGCACAAAAUACGAAUACGAAUCAAUUCCCCAGGACCUUUUAACCAAGAUUAAGUCUUCCAGGGUAAAUCCAGUAUUCCACUAUCCUACUCCGAAUGAUUUCAUUCCAACUGAUUUUGAAAUAUCUAAAAGGAAAUCAGCUACUCCUCAAGUAUGUCCCUAUUUACUUGAAAAUAACGAGAGAAUCGAUUUAUGGUAUAAGCAAGACGAUCAAUUUGAAGUGCCUAAGGGUACAAUUGAACUUGCAUUCCAUUUGCCAAAUUCAAACACUGAUGUUAAAUCAAGCACUUUCUCGUCAUUAUUUUCCGAAUUGUUAACUGAAGAAUUGAAUCAAAUUACCUACUAUGCAUCAUUGGUUGGAUUAAAGGUUAGAAUUUAUUGUUGGAGAGAUGGAUUCAGUUUUAAGAUUUCAGGAUACAACCAUAAACUACCAAUUUUGUUGCAGCAAGUGCUUGAUAAAUUUGUCAACUUCAAACCAACCAAGGACAAGUUCGAAAUUAUCAAGUUUAAAUUGGAAAAGGAGUUCAAGAAUUUCGGGUAUGGAGUACCAUAUGGACAAAUUGGAACAUAUUUCUUACAAUUAGUCAAUGAAAAAACUUAUUCAUGUGCAGAAAAAUUAGCAGUAUUGGAUAGUAUGAAGUUUGAAGAAUUGGUAGAAUUUUGCACCAAGAACGUUUGGGAAUCGGGAUUAUUCAUUGAAAGUUUAGUCCAUGGUAAUUUUGAUAUUGCUAAAGUGAAUGAUAUCAAACAGACCAUUCUCGAUGCUACUAAGCAUAUCGCACCAAUUUCCAAUGAUUUGGCUCAAAUUCAAAAGACAUACAGAUUAGAAAACUUUAUUGUUGAACCUAAUGAAGUUGUUAGGUAUGAAUUGGAUUUACAAGAUGCUAAAAACAUCAACUCUUGUAUCGAAUAUUAUAUUCAAAUAAGUCCAUCCUCAACCAAUUCUAAGCUCCGAGUUUUAACUGAUUUAUUAUCAGUUAUCAUCAAGGAACCUUGUUUCAAUCAAUUAAGAACCAAGGAACAAUUGGGAUAUGUUGUGUUUUCUGGAGUUAGGCUCGGUCGUACUUCUUUGGGAUUUAGAAUCUUGGUUCAAUCAGAAAGAAGUAGUGAUUAUCUUGAAUAUAGAAUUGAUGAAUUUUUGACUCAUUUCGGGAAAUAUGUUAAUGAAAAAUUAACUAAUGAAGAUUUUGACAAAUUUAAACAAGCGCUAAAGGAUUUGAAACUUACCAAGUUGAAGCACUUGAAUGAAGAAACUGAUAGACUUUGGAACAAUAUUGCUGAUGGAUAUUAUGAUUUUGAAUCAAGAACUAAACAUGUUGCCAUUUUGGAAGAUAUUUCCAAACAAGAGUUUACAAAAUUCUUUAAUGAUUACAUAUUCAACAAGAACGGUGAAACUGGUAAGAUUAUUGUUCAUUUGAAAUCUCAGCUGGUUAGUGAAUUCACCAAGACCAAACGAAUUGAAAGUGCAAUUACAAAUUAUGUUUUCAGUAUUGGAGUGGAAGUUGACCAUGACAAGAUUGAAACUUUGGUUAAAGAAAAUAAGAAUCAAGACAACCUCACUGAAUUGGCCAAUAACCUAUUACAAGAAAUCAAAUCUCAUGAAUCCAAUGAUGUAACUGGAUUAACAGUUGAAUCGAUCGCUUCAGCAGUUACAACUUUAGUGGACCAACCAGUUCCUGCAAAUUAUCCAACUGGUAAAUUAUAUACUACUACUGAAUCAUUUAGAAUUGGUCGUGAAAAAGGAGGUCAAGCGCAACCGGUGGUUCCUAUAUCAAGGUUUUAUUAUGACCAAUCUCAUUUAUAG
Messenger RNA from Spathaspora passalidarum NRRL Y-27907, 3192 nucleotides. It is a transcript of the gene STE23, whose product is annotated as metalloendopeptidase. Gene Ontology annotation, molecular function: metalloendopeptidase activity; metal ion binding. The record is from RefSeq and is a predicted model, not a curated record. Bases 1 to 3192 code for a protein of 1063 amino acids. The transcript has a single exon. Lineage: Eukaryota; Fungi; Ascomycota; Pichiomycetes; Serinales; Debaryomycetaceae. Gene Ontology annotation, cellular component: mitochondrion; cytosol. Gene Ontology annotation, biological process: peptide catabolic process.